This is a messenger RNA of Lolium rigidum, 1002 nucleotides long. Its product is annotated as putative protein phosphatase 2C 23. The record is from RefSeq and is a predicted model, not a curated record. Bases 1 to 1002 code for a protein of 333 amino acids. The transcript has a single exon. Lineage: Eukaryota; Viridiplantae; Streptophyta; Magnoliopsida; Poales; Poaceae.
AUGGACAUGUUGACGAUCAAGAUCUCACGCAUGAAGAUGGAGGCGUUGGAGCCGAUCCAGCAAACCCUGAGCGAGAUCGACAAACGGAUCCCCGACGCCCUGCGCGCCGCCUUGGGCCUCCGCAAACGGCGGGCCUCCAUCUUGUUGCCCGGCGACGCCUACGUCACCAGCUUCGUCGCGUCCUUUCAGCAGCCCUCUUCGCAACGACGCGACGCCGCCGCCGACGAGUCUCCGGUGGACAACGACGGGGCCGCCGAGCCGCGUGCUCCUCUGAGGAUGGACUGGGCCUCAUGCUACGCGCGCCACCACGACGAGGACGCGCACUUCGGGCACGAGGACGCCGGCGUCGUCGGCGUGGCGGACGGCGUGGGCGGGUACCGCAAGAACGGCGUGGACGCCGGCGCCUUCUCGCGCGGCCUCAUGACGAGCGCCUUCGAGCAGGUGCUGACGGCCGAGCCCGGCACGCCCGUCUGCCCCUACACUCUGCUGGAGCGGGCGUACGAGGAGACGGUCGCGUCCGCCGCGACCGGGCGAUCCACCGCGGUCAUCCUCUCGCUCGCCGGUACGGCUCUCAAGUGGGCCUACAUCGGGGACAGCGCCUUCGCCGUGUUCCGGGACGGCGCGCUCCUGCACCGUUCGCAGCGCCAGCAGAAGCGCUUCAACUGCCCGCUCCAGCUCAAUGGCCGCGGGAGCGGGGACAGCAUCACCCAGGCGGACGUCGGCGAGAUUGCUGUGAGGCACGGGGACGUCCUGGUGGUCGGCACGGACGGGCUCUUCGACAACGUCUUCGACGCCGACCUGGAGCGGCUCGUGCGGAUGGGCACCGCGCUCGGCUUCUCUCCCAAGAAUAUGGCGGACGUCGUCGCGGGCGUCGCCUACGAGAUAUCCAUGAGCGGCUCCACGGACUCGCCCUACAGCUCCGACAGCCGCAAGCUACGAGGAGACCGACGCCGCGGCGGGAAGCAGGAUGAUAUUACUGUCCUCGUCGCCUUCCUUAUCUAG